GGUAUAAGAUCUAAACUUUUGUAAAGAAACGGCAGUAUGAAUAAAUAGCCUAAAAAGCUUACCAGAUCAGGUUUAACUGUGUCAACUGUGUGAUUUAAAUAGACGUGUUGGAUUUUAGACUUCGAAAUCGUGUUUCAGAAACAAAAGGAUUUAAGCAACACACUUUUAUUCAGCUUUUAGGAAUAUUUGCUUUUCAGUGCGGCUUUGUUGAGGAAAGACCACAAUGUUGACGGCAUUGUGUUUGCUGUUGAUGCUGUGUAAAUCACAAGGCAGCGGAAUAGAAGAGAGCCGAGAAGACAAUAGCGUAUAUGACUUAUUCGAGCUCGCAAAGGUAAAUAAAAAGCACCAUGGAGUGAGCCUAGUAAAGGGACCCGACCCUUACAGCCCUGCUUACAAAAUCCUCAACCCCAACCUGAUCCCUGCCAUCCCUGAGCGCUUCUUCAAAGAUCUCAUCUACUCCAUCCAAGAGGAAAGGGGCUUUCUGUUUGUGGCCAACCUCAAGCAAGCUAAGAAGACCAGGGGCAGCCUGUUCUCUGUGGAAAGGAGAGAUGGCUCUGGGUCUGUUUUUGAGCUUGUCUCAAACGGGGAUGCCAAUUCUUUAGACCUCAUUUAUGACACAGCAAGUGGCCACCAUGAGAUCACCUUUGAAGACGCACGGCUGGCCAGCGGCAGCUGGAUGAACGUCACCCUGUUCGUGGAGGAAGACCGCGCGCAGCUGUAUAUUGGUUGUGAAGAGAUAAACACACGCGAACUUGAUGUGCCUAUCCACCAGAUUCUGACACAGGAUGUGGCUGAUGUCUCUGUUCUUAGGAUUGGAAAAGGAGCAGUGAAAAGCAGAUUUAUGGGAGUGCUCCAGAAUGCACGCUUUGUAUUUAGAACGACUUUGAAAACAAUCCUUCGUAACAUGGGAUGUGAGAGCUCCUCCUACAUCAUUGAUGUCGUGACCCUUGACAACCCAGUGAAUGGCUCCAGGCCAGCUAUACGCACAGAGUACACUGGACACAAGACUAAAAAUCUCCAGGACAUCUGUGGCUUCUCUUGUGAAGACUUGGCAGGCAUGUUUAAGGAGCUCAAGGGGCUUGGUGUGGUUGUUAAACAACUUUCAAAUCAGAUCCACAAAGUGAAUGCAGAUAAUAAACAUAUAAAGGAUCAAAUUAAGAGUUAUAGUGGGGUGUGCCUGCAUAAUGGAAUUACCUACAAAGACAAUGAUGAGUGGACAGUUGACAGCUGUACCCACUGCACCUGUCAGAACUCUGCCACUAUUUGCCGGGAAAUCUCCUGCCCGCUCAUGCCUUGUGCUAACGCCACAGUCCCUGAUGGUGAAUGCUGCCCACGUUGUGGAACACAAAAUGACCAUGCUGAUGAUGGCUGGUCUCCCUGGUCUGAAUGGACCCACUGCUCAGUGACCUGUGGCCGAGGCAUCCAGCAGCGUGGGCGCUCAUGUGAUCGCAUCAACAGCAACUGUGAGGGUACCUCAGUGCAGACCAGAGACUGCUACCUGCAGGAAUGUGACAAACGCUUCAAGCAAGAUGGAGGAUGGAGCCACUGGUCUCCCUGGUCCUCCUGUUCAGUGACCUGUGGCAUGGGUGUCAUCACUCGCAUCCGCCUCUGUAAUUCACCCACCCCACAAAUGGGAGGCAAAGACUGUCAAGGAGAAGGCAGAAAGACAGAACCAUGCAAUAUGGCCCCUUGUCCAAUCAAUGGAGGCUGGGGACCAUGGUCACCUUGGGACUCUUGCUCUGUCACUUGUGGUGGUGGACUGCAGGGCAGACAUCGCCUUUGUAACAGUCCUGUGCCCAAAUAUGGUGGAAAAGAGUGCAUAGGUGAUACCAAAGGUACCCGCUUGUGCAACUCUCAAGACUGUCCCAUUGAUGGCUGUCUUUCCAACCCUUGCUUUGCUGGUUCUAAGUGUACCAGCUUUCCUGAUGGCUCCUGGAAGUGUGGAGAGUGUCCACUUGGGUAUACUGGAAAUGGAAUUAAUUGUCAAGACAUUGAUGAGUGCAAAACAGUUCCUGAUGCCUGCUUUACACUUAAUGGAGUCCAUCGUUGUGAGAAUACAAAUCCGGGUUAUAACUGCCUACCAUGCCCUCCUCGCUACUCUGGACCUCAGCCUUUUGGCAGGGGCAGUGAGCAAGCUGUAGCUAACAAACAGGUGUGUGCACCAAGGAAUCCGUGUCAGGAUGGCACCCAUGGCUGUAACAAAAGGGCCAAUUGUAUUUAUUUGGGCAUUUUCUCUGACAUCAUGUUUCGAUGUGAAUGCAAGCCAGGCUAUGCUGGUAAUGGUCAUAUAUGUGGAGAGGAUCCUGAUUUGGAUGGCUGGCCCAAUGCUGAUCUUCACUGUGUUGAGAAUGCCACUUACCAUUGCAAGAAGGACAACUGCCCAGACCUUCCCAACUCUGGGCAAGAGGACUAUGACAAAGAUGGAAUUGGGGAUGCUUGUGAUCAUGAUGAUGAUAAUGAUAGAAUCCCUGAUGAUAGGGACAACUGCCCAUUCAUCUAUAACGCAGAGCAAAAUGACCAAGACCAAGAUGAAGUCGGUGACCACUGUGAUAACUGCCCCUAUAACAGCAAUCCAGACCAGAUUGAUACAGACAAAAAUGGAGAAGGCGAUGCUUGUGCAAUUGAUAUUGAUGGUGAUGGUAUUUUAAACGAAAAUGACAACUGCCCGUAUGUCUACAAUGUCGACCAGAGGGAUACUGACCGAGAUGGAGUUGGAGACCACUGUGACAACUGUCCAUUGGAGCACAAUCCAGAUCAGAUUGACUCUGAUUCAGAUAACGUGGGUGACAAAUGUGACAGCAAUCAGGACAUUGAUGACGAUGGCCACCAGAACAAUCUGGACAACUGCCCAUACAUUCCUAAUGCUAACCAGGCUGAUCAUGACAAGGAUGGGCUGGGUGAUGCAUGUGACCACGAUGAUGACAAUGAUGGUAUCCCUGAUGACAAAGACAACUGUAGACUGGCUGCUAAUCCAGAUCAGUUAGACUCUGAUGGUGAUGGACGUGGUGAUGUUUGCAAAGAUGACUUCGACCAAGACAACAUUCCUGAUAUUAUGGAUGUUUGCCCUGAGAACUUUGCCAUUAGUGAAACAGAUUUCCGUAGGUUCCAGAUGGUUCCUCUAGACCCUACAGGAACUUCCCAAAUUGACCCUAACUGGGUGGUGCGUCAUCAGGGUAAAGAGCUUCUUCAGACAGUCAACUGUGACCCUGGCAUUGCUGUUGGAUAUGAUGAGUUUAAUGCCGUGGAUUUCAGUGGAACCUUCUUCAUCAAUACAGACAGAGACGAUGAUUAUGCUGGCUUUGUGUUUGGCUAUCAGUCCAGUUCUCGCUUCUAUGUGGUGAUGUGGAAACAGAUCACACAGUCCUACUGGUCCCAGACACCUACAAAAGCUCAGGGUUACUCUGGACUGUCCAUAAAAGUGGUUAAUUCCACCACAGGUCCUGGAGAACACCUUAGAAAUGCUUUGUGGCAUACAGGAGAUACAGUAGGACAGGUGCGCACUUUAUGGCAUGACCCCAAGAAAAUUGGCUGGAAGGAUUUCACUGCUUACAGAUGGCAGUUGAUCCAUAGACCCAAAACUGGACUUAUCAGAGUUAUCAUGUAUGAAGGCAAGAAAGUCAUGGCAGAUUCAGGAAAUAUAUAUGACAAAACAUUUGCUGGUGGAAGACUUGGCCUCUUUGUCUUCUCUCAGGAGAUGGUGUUCUUCUCAGACCUCAAAUAUGAAUGUAGAGAUGUCUAACAGGAUGAUUUUUAAAGAAGUUGCCAUCACUUAUUUUUGUUUUCGACCAAGAUGUAAAAAUUUUGUGUUAUAAGACAAGGCUACCAAACUCUAUUAUGGUGGAACAAAGGCAACAGAAGAAAAAGUUACGAGGUCAUGUGACUUUCAAAACAAAACCAACUGGAUGACGAGCAUACACCUGCAGAAAAGCAGGUAAAUCACCAUCUCUGCAUGGAACAGGGAAAUAAAAAGACUUUCCUAAACUUGUCUCCUGUUAGUAAAGAUUGAAAAAAGAGCUAUUGUUUAUAAUUUAAUUGUACAGAUCUGCUGUGGACUAUGCUCCUGAGAGAAAGAAACUUCUUAAAAUUUGAAGUAAUAUAGCCAUUCUUUGUGCUUUUAAUGCACAGAAAAAGGCUGUGUGCUUCAAGCAAAUGAGUUUUUUUUCUGUAUGAAUGUUUGUCAGAAAGACCCCACUUUAUGGUUGUGUGCUAAAUAAAAAGCCACUUGCCCUUUUCUGGAGGCAUGAAAUAUAUACUGAUGUUCUCAGGGUUAAAGGGACCUUUGUCAUCAAUGUUUCAAAAUAAAACAGUAUGUACCACAAAGUUAUUUACUUACCAUAUCAAAAUAGGAAAUUGAUUAUUGCCUGCUACUAUGUAACAGGCAAAUAGACAUUUAAGCUGUUACAUUGUAUUAAUUUAUAUUAAUAAAACAAACUGGAUAAUUUUUAGUAGAAUUUCUUUUAUUAUAUAUUUAAUCAUAAAAUUUUCUUUCUCCAAAAUCCAAGUUUUUAGCCAAGCUUGUACAACACUCUGCAUUCUAAUCAGCAAGGAAAGACAAUAUACAAAUAAUACCUCAUAUUAGAAUAUAAAUAAAUCAUUUACAUUUUUGUAUUUAGUUAAACAAGUGUAGUACAAAUGUAUGUUUCCAAAAUGUAUAUAAUACAAAAUAUUUGCCAAAUAAAAUACCCUAACAGGGCAUAAAUACAUUUUUUUAUGUUCUAAGUGAAUGAAUUAUGCAUUUUUAUAUAAGUUAUUAUUGAUGUUUGUAUUUGAAGAUGUAGUUUCAUGUUUGUAGAUAUGUGCUAUUUAAUUAAUUUAUCAGGAAGUGUGACAUGUCUUUUGGAAGUGUUCUGUAUGUAUAAACAGUUUGCACAGUAAUUUGAGAAUGUUUUUAUUGUCUUUUUUUUAUUGUCAUUGUUGUUGUUGCUUUUAUUUGAACCAUCCCCCCCCCAAAAAAAAAGUCCAUGGAGGAUUGCCUUGUACUAUGAUGGUUGCCUUAUAUUUUUUAAUGUAAAGUCUCUUCUACAGAAAUGGUGUUUUUACACAUUAUUUUUUAAAAGAACAAACCAAUAAUAAACAGUUACAGAUUAAA
Silurus meridionalis is the source of this 5089-nucleotide messenger RNA. Its product is annotated as thrombospondin-1-like. Bases 224 to 3739 code for a protein of 1171 amino acids. NCBI's taxonomy places the organism in Eukaryota, Metazoa, Chordata, Actinopteri, Siluriformes, Siluridae. The record is from RefSeq and is a predicted model, not a curated record. Gene Ontology annotation, cellular component: extracellular region. Gene Ontology annotation, biological process: negative regulation of angiogenesis; cell adhesion. Gene Ontology annotation, molecular function: protein binding; calcium ion binding. The transcript has 23 exons.